UAGGUGUACGCGGCCGAUCCUCUCCCCCCUCUUUUUUAUCUCCACCUCGUCUCCGCGUUCAAAAAACCCCCAAAUCGAUUGCCUCCGCGCGAUUCCGUUUCCGAUCGAAGGAGAAAAAAGGGCGAAAAAAGAGAAUCUAGUUACUAUUAAUAUAAAACAAAAUGUCUCGGGAGGAGAAUGUCUACAUGGCCAAGCUGGCAGAGCAGGCCGAGCGGUACGAGGAAAUGGUAGAGUUCAUGGAGAAGGUGGCCAAGUCUGCCGACACUGAAGAACUCACUGUAGAGGAGCGCAACCUCCUCUCUGUUGCCUACAAGAACGUGAUCGGGGCCCGCCGCGCCUCGUGGCGCAUAAUCUCCUCCAUUGAGCAAAAGGAGGAGAGCCGCGGGAAUGAGGACCACGUUGCCCUUAUCAAGGAGUACCGCGGCAAGAUCGAGGCCGAGCUCAGCAAGAUCUGUGAUGGCAUCUUGAAGCUGCUUGAUUCUCAUCUUGUACCGUCCGCGACCACCGCAGAGUCUAAAGUGUUUUAUCUGAAGAUGAAGGGUGAUUAUCACAGGUAUCUUGCGGAGUUCAAGACUGGAGCUGAAAGGAAGGAAGCUGCUGAGAGCACACUUCUGGCCUACAAGUCUGCUCAGGAUAUUGCUUUGGCUGAACUGGCCCCUACUCAUCCGAUCAGGCUCGGCCUGGCACUCAACUUCUCCGUGUUCUAUUAUGAGAUCCUGAACUCGCCAGAUCGUGCUUGCAAUCUUGCAAAACAGGCUUUUGAUGAGGCAAUCUCGGAGUUGGACACUUUGGGCGAGGAAUCGUACAAGGAUAGCACAUUGAUUAUGCAACUCCUACGAGAUAACUUGACCUUAUGGACCUCUGAUAUCACGGAUGAAGCUGGGGAUGAGAUCAAAGAAGCCCCCAAACGCGAGUCGGCAGAGGGGCAGUAAACGAUUCGUUCGAAUGGCAUCAGGAACGAAGUUGCUAGAACUCUCUUCGUAUGUCUGAGUUGUUGGAACAAUGUAUUAUGAUGAAUUCUUGUUUCUAUUUGGACAUAAUGGUGGAAAGUCCUCACGUUUGCUUUGGGAUAUUGCUACCAAUGAUCAUGGUUUUGUCUGUGUAUGUCGACAUUCUAUUUGGCCUUAGGUUUUAUUGAUAUUUUCUGCUGCUUACAACCCAGCUGUUUUGUGGUGUUUCUCAUUCUACUCUUGAUGAAAUGGCUUUCUUUGUAGGACU
This is a messenger RNA of Ananas comosus (pineapple), 1218 nucleotides long. RefSeq names its product 14-3-3-like protein. Gene Ontology annotation, cellular component: cytoplasm. The coding region runs from base 162 to 932 and encodes 256 amino acids. Lineage: Eukaryota; Viridiplantae; Streptophyta; Magnoliopsida; Poales; Bromeliaceae. The transcript is spliced from 6 exons. Gene Ontology annotation, biological process: signal transduction. The record is from RefSeq and is a predicted model, not a curated record.